CCCCUGUCUCACUAGUAGAGGUUUUUUGUUGUUGUUUCUAUCAUCUCACUUAAUUCCUGCUAUAGCACCGUUUAUAACAGUGCAUUAACAAUCCCGAAUCAUCGCAGGGCAUCGGAGGAGAAGCACAUUCGAAGGCAAUGUUCAUUUAGGAGUUGCUGGUGAAGAAAUCAUUUAAAGAGACCCAGAGAACAGGGGGGCCGUCUGCCAGUGUGUGCGAGAGACACGUGCACGCACCGAGAAGGACGUUGCAUUAAAAAGUGGAGCACAUUUGCAGAGAAGCGAGAGAUACGUGGAACAGAGGUUUUGCAACGGACAAGAUCGAGAAGUGCAGUCGAGACAGCGAAAAGCAGACGCGCCUAUAUAAAGACAUUGAGACACAUUGACACAUUUACUUUUGUUCGCAUACAUACAAGCAACCAGAGAGAGACACUGACACAAUUGCAGCCAAGGCAUUACGCCGGCAAGCAAACACUUAUCCCAUUAGCAGGGAAGAAGCUGUCACUGGGACAGACAGACAGACAAUGAAAUAGACACACCCCGGGACAGGCAUAAACAUUGAGACAGAUACGGAGGCAGCAAGACAGGCGUUCAGAUUUUGACAUUUAAGAUAGACAUUUGAGACACGGAGACAGAUAUUGACACAGACAGACGUUAAGGCACCGAGGCAGAGCCUGAAAACGCAUUGCCACAAAAACACACACGGAGACACUCAGAAAGACACCGAUGCAGAUAUACAUUGAAUAAUUGUGACACAGACCGGAAUCAACAUAGACACAGACACCGAGACGUUAAGACAGAGACACACGGCGAGACGCACCCCGAGACAGAGAGACAGACACACGGAGACAGACGAGCGCCCCAGACGCCGAGACAGACACACAGAGGACAAAGACACCGAGGGCAUUGAGACAUCGACACACAGCGCCGAGACAGAGAGACGGACACGCGCCGAGACAGCAGAGCGCCCGAGACACCGACACAGACACACAGAGGACAAAGACACCGAGGGCAUUGAGACAACGACACACAGCGCAGAGACAGAGAGACAGACGAGCGCCCGAGACGCAGACGACGCAGAGAGCCAAAUGACGCACGCGGUGACCGUGAGCCGGACCCGCCGCUCCGCGCUGUGGCGCGCAGCAGCCGCGCUGUGCCCCCACGCCGCCGAGCCGCCGCUGCCGCAGCCGCACGCCGCCGUCGCAGCAGCUGCAGCCCCGCUAUGCCCGCACGCUGCCGCGCAUCCGCAGCCACCGCCGCGCGUUCCCACGGCAGAGGCGCAGCGCACGCGCGGGGGAGGAGGAGGCGCGUGCCCGGCCGUGGCCGUGGGGGCCCUCAAGGGUCUUCGCGACGUGCCCGGUCCCAGCGUGUGGAGCUUCGCCGGCGACCUCCUGUUCAGGAGGGGCUUGAGCAGGCUCCACGAGCUGCAGAUCGAGGGCACCCGGCGCUACGGCCCCGUGUGGAAGGCGCAGUUCGGACCGUUCGUCACGGUGCACGUGGCGUGCGCGAAGCUGAUGGAACAGGUGCUGCGCCAAGAGGGCGCUCACCCCAUUCGCUCGGAGCUGUCUUCGUGGAAGGACUAUCGCACGGAGCGCGGCCACGCGUUCGGACUGCUCACUGCGGAGGGAGAGGAGUGGCAGCGCUUACGCCGGGUGAUCGGAGACCGCAUGCUCAAGCCGGGCCGCGCCGCCGCGUACACGGCCCCCCUCCUCGACGUGGUCGGCGACCUCCUCGACAACGUGGAGAGGCAGCGAACGCAGAACCAGGGCCUGGUGCGGGACGUCUCGGAUGUCUUCUACAAGUUCGGUCUUGAAGGGAUCGGCGCGGUGCUGUUUGAGGCUCGCCUCGGCUGCCUGGCUCCGAACGUCCCCGAGGACACUGAGCGCUUCAUCCAGGCCAUCAACAGCAUGUUCCAGCUGACGCUGCUCACAAUGGCCAUGCCGCGCCCGCUCCUCUGGCUCUACCCGACUCCCUGGAAGCGCUUCGUGGCCGCCUGGGACUGCCUCUUUGCCUUCGCGAAGACCCACAUCGACUCGAGGCUGGCCGAGCUGAGCGAGCAGACGCGGCGCGGCGAGGCGGUGCAGGAGAGGGUCCUCGCCUACUACCUCUCCCGCCAGGACCUCUCCAUGCGCCAGAUUUACGGCAACCUGACGGAGCUCCUGCUCGCCGGCGUGGACACGAUCUCGAGCACCAUGUCGUGGUCCCUGUACGAGGUGUCGCGCCACGCCGACCUGCAGGAGCGCCUGCACGCCGAGGUGUGCGCCGCGAUGGGCGGCCGCGCCACGCCGGGCCCCGACGAGCUGGCGCGCAUGCCGCUGCUGAGGGCCACCGUGAAGGAGGCGCUCAGGCUGUACCCCGUGAUACCCGGCAACGCGAGGGUCUUCUCGCAGCGAGACGUCGAGAUCGGCGAAUACCUCAUCCCGAGAGGGACACUCAUCACGCUGUGCCACUACGCCACCUCUCACGACGAGCGAUACUUCCCGGAGCCGGAGGCUUUCCGUCCGGACCGCUGGCUCGACAAGGGAAACAAGAAGGAGGGGGAGGAGGGCAUGCACUCAUUCGCGUCCAUCCCGUUCGGCUUCGGCAAGCGCAGCUGUGUGGGGAGGAGGCUCGCCGAGUUGGAGGUCCACCUUGCAUUGGCACAGAUCAUAAAGAAGUACGUCAUCAAGCCGGAGUCCAAGGACAGCGUGGUACGGCCCAUGACACGUACCCUGUUGGUGCCAGACCGGCCCAUAAACCUGCGCUUCCUCAACAGGUGACGGCCGUCUUCUGCUCAAGAAGAGAUAUGAACACAGCUGUCCGUUGAUGUUUUAUGAAGGGAGGGCGGCUAUACCACGUGUCGUGGCCCCAGUUACUCUUGACCCUUUCAAGUCUUCCUUGGCCUCUGUGCCUAUUGCAGCAAAUUGAGAGGUGCGUACGGAGGCAUCUCCCCAAGUUGAUGGGGGAAUAGCAAAGCGGUGGUUGUCUGUGUGGGGGAUCCUUUCACUAUAAAAAAGAGACCCUCUACAGAAAAAUGAACGUGUUGGGAGUCCACAGAUUGAUGUCGAAGUCACGUGUUGCUCUGUAAAACGCGUGGGGCCGAUGCGUGGAGAGCACUACCACUUGAAUGUGGAUCUGUGGUAACGAGGUGACGAAGAGAACGUGUCAUCGGUUAGCGGGGCAGGUCCCAAUGGGGGACAGGGCGAGCUUGUUUAUCGUGCACGUGGGCGAAACUCACCUGGCCGGAAUUCCAUACGGAGAGGACGAGGCCUGAGAUUCAAAACAACUUAACAAUUUGGUGGAAGUCAAAAUAUGGAAAAAGUUCGUUUUUUGAGGAUCUGCUUGCCUGUUUUGUUCCAUGAUCCGUGUUUGGUCAUGGUAGCCUGGGUCAUAGGAUUGUGCUGGUCGUGGAGGGGUGGAGGGGGGGGGAAUAUAUGGUUUGGGUUUUGCAAAAGUCACAACACCCACAACUGUAUCAUGAGCGGCGCAGGGCGGCAGUGUGACCGUCGACGAUACCCGUAUCAAAGCGUCAUCUGAGACUGCUGGCACUCUUGACAUCCGUGCCAAAUGUGAUCAGCGUGGGCGUGCACUUUGGAAUGUUUGUGUCAGGGCAUUCAGAGCUGCAAUUCGGCAAAUAAUCAACGUAAGAGUAUCUGCAUCCUGUGAAUAAGAAAACAAGUGGAGUGCUCUCCAAAAGGGCUAAUCGGUGUCAGCGUGUCCAGCAAACACGUGGCCCACAGCCACCUCAAGAAGAGUUUCCAGCAACGAGAGAGCACAAAUGUACUUUCGCUGCUGUCCACUGAAGUAUUGUUUUAUAUAUUAUCUUUACAAAAAAAUUAAGCCUUAAAAAAGUGACAAUUUGUAAAAAGUGUUCCGUUCUGUUACUCACGUGUUAUUCAAAGUAACUGUCACGGCGUGAGGCCUUCAUCCAGCCGUGCAUUGGCAAAGGGCUGUAUGUUAUUAUGAUGAUGAUGAUGAAGAAUUCAAUGUACAGAAAGCACAACUAUUUAAUGAAUGUAAAUUAUUCGUAAUUACGCACUUAUAUUUUUUGUAUUUUCAUAACAAUGCAUAUUUUAGUCUGCACGAAUACGUUGUCGAAAAUCACGAUGCGUCACUUCACUGUGAGAGAUGUAACUGCCACGUUCUUUGGCUCGAAAUCUUAUUUCAGGUGCACACCGUGCGACUUGAGCACUCAUUUUUACGAA
Molecule: messenger RNA, 4181 nt
Organism: Lethenteron reissneri (Far Eastern brook lamprey)
Lineage: Eukaryota; Metazoa; Chordata; Hyperoartia; Petromyzontiformes; Petromyzontidae
Product: 25-hydroxyvitamin D-1 alpha hydroxylase, mitochondrial
Biological process (GO): cortisol metabolic process; C21-steroid hormone biosynthetic process; cholesterol metabolic process
Cellular component (GO): mitochondrial inner membrane
Molecular function (GO): iron ion binding; monooxygenase activity; oxidoreductase activity, acting on paired donors, with incorporation or reduction of molecular oxygen
Source: RefSeq, a predicted model, not a curated record